Dioscorea cayenensis subsp. rotundata (Guinea yam) is the source of this 1123-nucleotide messenger RNA. RefSeq lists its product as uncharacterized. The record is from RefSeq and is a predicted model, not a curated record. Bases 334 to 894 code for a protein of 186 amino acids. The transcript has 2 exons. NCBI's taxonomy places the organism in Eukaryota, Viridiplantae, Streptophyta, Magnoliopsida, Dioscoreales, Dioscoreaceae.
AUCAAAUAUAACUUAAAAAACAUAAAAGUAAAAGAGACUAGUGGAUCAAAAAACAAUAAGAAAAUACCCUAUAAACAUCAUCUUAUGCUCUACCUUGCCGUGCAUCUUCAUCACUCCAUCCAUUCCCAAAUCUAUUUCCCCCACACACCCAUAUAUAAAUACAUAUCUAAAUCUUCAUCCAUAGCUAUCUACAUUUCUCUCUCUCUCUCUCUCUCUCUCUAUAUCUCUAUCUAUAUAUAUAUAUAUAUAUUUAUAUAAAUCUCCUUAUUAAUCUAUCUAUCUAUCUAUAACUAGGAUUGGAAUUGGAAGUUUGAAGCAAGUAAUUACAAGAAGAUGAAUGGCUACAGAGAAGAGAAUCCAAGAUGUAGUUUCCAUCCAAAAGAAGUAAUAGUAGGUAUAUGUGCUCUAUGUUUAAAGGAAAGGCUUCUUCUAUUGGCUCCCAAAUCCAAUACUAACACUAGCAAAAUCAAAUCCUUCAAAAUCCUUAAGAAGAAGCCCAACAUCACUCUUGAAAAAGUCUUUGCUUUAGCCUCCUUCCUCCUUGAGUUCCGCCAUCGGAACUCCGGCAGCAGUGAUGACUCUGGUAAAGGCUCCGCCGCAAGCCUCGACGAUUCAUUCAUAUCAAUCAAGUUUGAAGACAAUGGAAAAGCAUCAUGGGAUCACAAGACAAACCACAAGAAAGAAUCAAGAAUUGAGAGUGUGGUGGUACCGACAAAGCCCGGCGGAGGGCGAGGGCCGAGGUGGAAGAAUGGUAUUGGACACUUGCUCCAAAUGCCCGGGAAACACCACGUCAGCUCGUCGGGUAAUGUAAGGAGAGGUUGGAGCCUUAGGAUGAGGAGGACCACUACCACUACCACUACCACCACCACCACCAUCACUACCAUGACAGAUUAAAAAAUGGAGUUAGGCAAAGUUGGGUAAAUGGAUACCUUCAUCACUCUACACUUUCAUGUGUGUUUCCUCGUCGUAAAAGAUAAUAAUAAAUAAUAAUAAAAAAUAAAAAAUGCAUUAUGGAAUGUAAUCUAGCAAAGAUAUGUAAACAAGUAUGUAGAUUGUCAUUGGUUAAUGAGGAAGGAAUACUUUGGCUGUGGAAUUAAUUAAACCUGAAUGCAAUUAAUGAUAA